AUGAAAAUGGCUUGGAUAUGCGCUGAUAGCCUGAUGGCAUUAUCAAUGAAGAAGCGCCACAUCCGCUCUGGGGAGGAUCGUCAGUCAUCUCCACCUGGACACGAACAACAAGAAAAAAAGAAAGAGGCGACAGAAGGAACAUUCGUUCCGUUUUGGACUGCGUUAGCGUGCUGUGGGGUUAUGGCCAUGGGAUUUUGCGAGAUAUCCAUCCCUCAUCGUAUUUCGGCGUGA
Molecule: messenger RNA, 231 nt
Organism: Podospora pseudopauciseta
Lineage: Eukaryota; Fungi; Ascomycota; Sordariomycetes; Sordariales; Podosporaceae
Exons: 2
Coding region: 1-231 (76 amino acids)
Source: RefSeq, a predicted model, not a curated record